This is a messenger RNA of Triticum aestivum (bread wheat), 958 nucleotides long. Its product is annotated as transcription factor ILI5. Gene Ontology annotation, biological process: regulation of DNA-templated transcription; regulation of growth. NCBI's taxonomy places the organism in Eukaryota, Viridiplantae, Streptophyta, Magnoliopsida, Poales, Poaceae. The transcript is spliced from 2 exons. The coding region runs from base 126 to 392 and encodes 88 amino acids. The record is from RefSeq and is a predicted model, not a curated record. Gene Ontology annotation, molecular function: protein dimerization activity.
CCCAGUCGUCUCCCAUCCUUCUUCCCCAUCGCACUUCGCAGCUAGCCGCGCGCCCACUCUACUUCCGACCACACAGCCUCUCAGUCGACCGACCUUCGCUCGCCCUGCAUUGUUCUGUGAAGACGAUGUCUGGCAGGAGGUCGCGCGGCUCCGUGUCGGAGGAGGAGAUCAACGAGCUCAUCUCCAGGCUCCAGACCCUGCUCCCCACCGCGCGCCGCCGCGGCAGCAGCAGCAGCCAGGCGUCGACGACGAAAAUGCUCAAGGAGACGUGCAGCUACAUCAAGAGCCUGCACAGGGAAGUGGACGACCUCAGCGACCGCCUCUCCGACCUCAUGUCCACCAUGGACAACAACAGCCCCGCCGCCGAGAUCAUCCGCAGCCUCCUCCGCUAGCUAGAUACCUGCUCAUCAUCAUCAUCAUCAUCAUGGAUCACCUCCUGCUGAUUGUCCUAAGCUAGCUCAUCAUCUACGUACAGCUCCUGCAUGCCUAGCUAAUUAAGCGCAUAUGGUCUACACAUACAGUACAUGGUAUAUAUGCCGUCCGUCGAUCUCUGCAAGCAUACAUAUGCAGAUCGAUCGAUACCUAAGGACUGCAUGGUAAGGCUGGUCUAAUUUACUUGGUAGGGCAUCCAUCAUUAGCUAGGGCCGCCACCUAAGUUCUAUAGCUGCUUAAUUAGCUCACCCUUGCAUGUGGUUUCCUCCCGGUUUCCAUCCCUCCGAUCCCCCUCUCUCAUGUUCUCAUCUGCCUGUGUAAACUUGGUUACUUAUUUGCAGUCUGGAUCGAGUUGUUUCCCCUAGAGACAACCGGCCGACCGCUAGCUACCCAUCCGGUGGUGGUACUGCUAAUAUACUGCUCCUACUCGGUAUCAAUCACCCAUGAAUGUAUGUACUAUGUACUGUCGUGGCUUCGGCUGAAUGACUAUUAUAAUUAAUCCAAACUGAUUAUGUUAUCUGUUAAA